AUGGGAAAGUGGGUUAUUUACGUUACUAUCAUACAGAAAGGAAAGACGGUUCUUCAUGAAGCGUGCACAGAAGGUCGUGACAACAUUGUGGAGCUGCUCAUCAAGAACAAAGCUGAUCUCAAUGUGACUAACAAGCACGGAAACACGGCCCUACACGGGGCGUGUUGGGGAGGUCAUGACAAGGUUGUGGAUCUACUCAUCAAAAACGGAGCUGAUCUCAAUGUGGCUAACGUGGACGGAGACACAGGCCUACAUCAUGUGUGUUGGAGAGGUCAUGACAAAAUUGUGGAGUUGCUCAUUAAACAUGGAGCUGAUCUUAAUGUGACUAACAAGGAACACAGGCGACCGGCUGACGUUGGCGUUGUUGCAGGACUGGGCAGAGAUAUACAAUUCUUGUUAGAGACAGCAACACGGAAGCAGACGGAGUACAAAGAGCUGGUCUCCUCCGUGGGGUCUGAGGAGGGGACAACAGUCAAACUGUUUCUCUGUGGAGACGGGCAGGUCGGCAAAACAUCUUUGCGAGCAAUUCUGAAAAAGACGGGUUUCAUCGUGAGUGUUAUCUGGAACAUCAGGAGGAAGUUCAGAAGACAAGACGUCUAUAACCCCACCCCAGGGGUGCACGUAUCCGGUAAAAUCGUGCGGGGAAUCGGCAGACUGAGUCUGCAUGACUUCGCAGGACAGGCGCAGUUCUACGUCACACACGCCAUGCUGCUCCGCACCACUAACGCCAUCUUCCCUGUCGUCUACAAAAUCACAGAUGGAGAGGACGAACAGAAACGGCAGGUCCACGGUUGGCUGAGCUUCAUCCACUGCAGUAACGCAGAUCCCACCAACAAACCCCGGAUUGUCCUGAUCGCCAGUCAUGCGGACAAGCUAAAUGACAAGCAAGCAGGUCGAAGCCGAGCGACAGCUCUUGUAGAACACUACAGGAAACUGUUCCAGGAGUCACUGAUUGUGUCCCAGGAGGUGUUCCUCAUCAACUGCCUUGAAGCGGGGUCUCCUGAUUUACAGCGGCUGCGAGAGGUGCUGGCAUCAUUCAAUGACGACAUAAUGAAGCAAAGACCAAAGGUCCCCAAGGUCUGCGUUAAGUUGCUGGCAGAAAUUCAAGGCUGGAGGCAGAAGAGGAAGGCGUUCCCAGUGAUGGCAUGGCAGGAGUAUUUGACAUCUAUGGUGACGGCAACUUAUGGCACCGUCAAGGAACGCAUUGUACAGCUGGCGUCAUCUUACCUACACGACGAGGGGGAGAUCAUCUCCCUUCGCCAUGAAGCCAAAUCGUCGGUAGUGCUGGACCCCCAGUGGUUAUUUACAUCCGUUUUCGGGCCCCUGCUUGCUCCAGACAACUUCGACAAGAUCAUUGACAAGAUAAAUCGGACUGCCGAGGACCACGUCACCCUUGAGGAGCUUGCCCGUGUCUUCAGUGCCGUUGCCGACAUCCCUCUGCUGAUCAAACUCCUCCAGGACUUCCAGCUCUGCCACACGUACGACGGUCGCAUCUUCAUCCUCCCAAGCCUGCUGCAGCAGGAGAUAAAAGAGGCGGCGUGGUCUCCUGUGUCCAGCAAGGCUGUCUACUUCGGUCUGCAGAUCCGAUGCCGCACGGAGAUCGACAGCUUCUCGUGCGACCUGUUCCCGCGACUGCAGACGCUGUUGAUGCAGGCUCACCCGGACAAGCUCAGUCGGCCUCUCUUGUGGAAGAACAGCGCCAAAUGUACCGACGGGAGGGCCGAAGCGCUGCUGCAGAUCACUCAGGACAAGAGACAAAUCAACAUCUUCGUCAGGAGCAACGAUGGCAACAGGGAGGACUGCAAGUCCAUCAUGGACCUCCCGAAGGACAUGACGUACCGCCUACUCCACGAGACCAGCCCCGGAUCCAGGUCACGGGACAUGGUGCUCAGCGCCCUGGACCUCCGGGAACACAGACCGCAGCCUCACGCCUACAGCAGGGAAGAGCUGGAGGCGGCCGCAGCAAAAGGCGAGAACCUCGUCCAUCCUCAGAGAAACGUCCCGGAAAAGGUCAAGGAUCUCCUGCUGCAUCCCGGUAACCUAAGAGGGAUUUUCUCUCAGUAG
Messenger RNA from Branchiostoma floridae (Florida lancelet), 2064 nucleotides. RefSeq names its product death-associated protein kinase 1-like. Bases 1 to 2064 code for a protein of 687 amino acids. Gene Ontology annotation, molecular function: protein binding. The record is from RefSeq and is a predicted model, not a curated record. The transcript is spliced from 12 exons. NCBI's taxonomy places the organism in Eukaryota, Metazoa, Chordata, Leptocardii, Amphioxiformes, Branchiostomatidae.